Centropristis striata (black sea bass) is the source of this 2886-nucleotide messenger RNA. It is a transcript of the gene entpd3, whose product is annotated as ectonucleoside triphosphate diphosphohydrolase 3. The coding region runs from base 75 to 1571 and encodes 498 amino acids. Gene Ontology annotation, molecular function: UDP phosphatase activity; GDP phosphatase activity. The record is from RefSeq and is a predicted model, not a curated record. NCBI's taxonomy places the organism in Eukaryota, Metazoa, Chordata, Actinopteri, Perciformes, Serranidae. Gene Ontology annotation, biological process: nucleoside diphosphate catabolic process. Gene Ontology annotation, cellular component: plasma membrane. The transcript is spliced from 10 exons.
GUUUCCUCAUCCCUUCUUCAGAGCCAUCUCACUCCCACUGCCAACUAGGACCUACAAACCAACUCUUCAAGGAAAUGGCUUCCAAGCGGCAAAUGGGCUACAAGUGUCGCAUAGCAGUAGUGCUGCUUCUCCUCUUGGGCAGUAUUGCAGCUCUUGUUGCUGUUGCCAUCAUUCAGGACACCUGGGGGUCCGAACAUUUGAAGAUGUAUGGUAUCGUGAUAGAUGCGGGUUCAUCACGCUCCAAUGUGUUCCUGUACCAGUGGCCAGGGGAUAAGGAGAAUGACACAGGAGUGGUGACUGAGCUAAUGAACUGCAGAGUUGCUGGCGAUGGUAUCUCAGAGAUGGAAGUUGACCCAAAGAAAGAUGCCAAAUCAAUGAAAGGAUUCCAAGAUUGCAUGAACAACAUCUCCAAAGCCUUUCCUGUUCAAAAACAUAAAAAUACACCUCUCUUUCUGGGAGCUACUGCUGGAAUGAGACUGCUGCAUGAACAGGAUGAAAAUAGGUCCAAUAAAGUCCUGGCACGUCUCAGAGAAUACCUGAGCAGUUUGCCUUUUAACUUCCAAAAUGCUGCCAUCAUUACUGGUCAAGAAGAAGGGCUAUAUGGGUGGAUCACCGUCAACUACCUCAUGGGAAACUUCCUAGAGAAAAACCUUUGGAACUCCUAUGUACGCCCAGAUGGGGCAAAGACUGUCGGGUCUAUGGACCUUGGUGGAGCAUCGACACAAAUUGCCUUUGCUGUCCAAGAGGAUCUCAACGGGACUGACUACAUGCAUGUCAAACUUUACGGUUACCCUUACAAUGUCUACACACACAGUUUCCUCUGCUAUGGCAAAAAUGAGGCUGACAAGAGGGUUUUGGACAUGAUAAUCAAGGAAUCAAACACAAGCCCCAUCCCUAACCCCUGCUACCCUGAAGGUUACAACACCACCCUGGUCGCCUCAAGCAUUUAUGACACAGAGUGCACAAAGAAGCCAAUCGGCUACGACCCAAAUAAACAACUAUUCCUUGAGGGAACUGGCGAUGGGGCCAAAUGUGGCAGCAUAGUGAGAUCCAUAUUUGAUUUCAAGACUUGUCACUCAUCCCAGUGUUCGUUCGACGGGGUUGAGCAGCCUCCCAUCGCUGGAGAUUUCAUGGCAUAUGCAGGAUACUUCUACGUUGCUCGGGCGAUUGGGAUAUUAGGAUCAUCAGGUCUUGAUCAAUUCAAUGCAUCAGUUACGGAAUUCUGCAACACACAUUGGGAAGUGCUGAAGGCAAAUAAGAAAUCGAUCAGUGAAAGAUACCUGAGGACAUACUGUUUUGCAGCUCACUAUGUCCUCAGUUUGCUGGCAGAUGGAUACAAGUUUGACAAAGACACAUGGCAAAACAUCAACUUCCAAAAAGAGAUAAAAGAAACCAGCAUAGGUUGGAGUUUGGGCUACAUGCUGAGUAUGUCCAACAUGAUCCCGUCUGAAGUGGCAGUAAUACCCCCCAUGACGGACCCCGUCUUUGCCGGCCUUAUCUUCCUAUUUUCAGCACUAACCAUCAUAACUUUUGUCAUAGUUUUCAUUUUCAUCAUCCGCACUUGCUACUAAGAGUGUAUGUUACAAAGGGAAUGGCCAGCUAUUGUAAGCCUUGGGGGGCUUUAAUCAUGAGCCAUUUACUGCCUUUUAUUUCACCUAUGAGAGUUUAUGAAAUCUGAAGUAAGAGCCUCAAAAUGAAAACCUCUCACUGGUAUCCUGCCAGUGACUGUGAGGCUUUGAGCUAGCUUCAUGUGAGACAGUAAAAGAACACCUUAGUAAAAGUACUGAAAACACUUUUUUAAUUUUGCACCUCAGGGGAACACACACACAGAUUUGGGGUUUUUCAUUUUUUUUGUAUAUAUUAAUGUUUUCAACUGCCCUAAAGGAAAAUGUUGUUUCAAAGGCAAAAACAGAUGACACAUAAAAGUAGUUUACUGUCACGGUAGAUGAUGUAAGAGCAUGCAGAAAUGUCAACAUGCUUGUUCCUGUCGCACAUUGUGUAAUCUGCUAAUCUGCAAACUCACUCACCUUUUUUUUUUUUCCUGUAUUAUAUAUUUAAUUGCACCAAAGGAAUUUGUUUUACAGACAAAAUGGAAGCACUUUGGCACAACUUUAUUUUAGUGUUUUAGUUAAGUUAGUUAGCUUAGCCAUGGAGCUAGCUUUAGUUAAAACGUGCCUGUAUAGAACAAGCCCAUUGUUUCUCCUGUGCAAUUUCUCAAGAUCCACUCAUCCGAUCAACUUCACUCUCGACAUUGCUUCUGUGAGUCCUGUAGCGUUACACCUGCCAUUAUAUAGUUGCGUCACCUUAGCUAUGUCAGGUGAUAACUAGCUUUUUGGGACCAGGCUAUUGCCAAGAACAAAAGCAUUUAUUGCAAAAGUUACGUCGCUGAUGCUUGAAAUAUUUGAGUUUGCUACAAUGUAACAUCUCCAGUCUCUCUUCUUCAUAAAUUGCGGAAUGUACUGUUGUAAAACAGAGACCCAGCAUGCAAUGCACUUUGCCAUUCCUUGGUUCCUCAGCAAUACGCCAAACAAGCAGGAAGUCGAUCAGAUGAUCGGUUGUUGAGAAAACUGAAGGAUAGACAGACAGAUAGAUAUUGGUACUGAGGUACAGAACAACACUCCACAUUAACCGAAUGAAAACCCUCCUAAUAAAAAGAGCUUUGAAUGUGCUAUGUGCCAUUGUUUCAUUAUGAUUUUGCCAAACUAAUUACAUGUUAAAUAAUGUAACUUUUCUUCUCUCAAUAGAUUUGAAUACAAGAUACAUUUUAUACAAUAAACAUUAGCUACUGUUACACCAUCGAAUUUAUAUACAAACCUUGUCUUGUUCCAUCGCUGGGAAGGUUUUCAUUCUGUAUUUAAGAUAAGUUUAUGCUCAGAUAUAUGUGUG